Messenger RNA from Lolium perenne, 6402 nucleotides. Its product is annotated as folate synthesis bifunctional protein, mitochondrial. The record is from RefSeq and is a predicted model, not a curated record. Gene Ontology annotation, biological process: tetrahydrofolate biosynthetic process; protein phosphorylation. NCBI's taxonomy places the organism in Eukaryota, Viridiplantae, Streptophyta, Magnoliopsida, Poales, Poaceae. Gene Ontology annotation, molecular function: protein binding; ATP binding; 2-amino-4-hydroxy-6-hydroxymethyldihydropteridine diphosphokinase activity.
UUGGUGGAGGCGAUGAUGGAUUAAACAAAACAAGACACCAACCAAGCGAAGCAGCAGCAGCCGCCGCCGAACCGCAGCAUCACCAUCCCCUUCCCUGCCCGUGCCGAGCGACCACCAACCCCCCUUCCUCCGCCGCUCGCCUUCGCUGGGCAGACCAGCACGGCCUUGCGGCCCUCGCCGGCGUCACAGAUUCACUCUGCAGGGUAUCAAACACAGGUAGGGAUCUCCCCGUACGGCCGGCAGAACUAGAUGUGACAGAGGAUUUGAGCAGCAGGACUAGGCCGCCUGGCUCGCAUGCUCUAAGAUGCUCCGCGCCAAGGACACAUUCAGGAAGAUGUACUCAGCUGCCAAGGGCUACUACUGCACAGGGCUAGCACCGCCGAAUGCCUUCUCAGCAUUGGAUCUUCGGCAUCCUCUCAGCUCCCCAAGGAAACCACCGGGCCACGCUAACUCCUUCAGGGUCCGCUCCUACACGCAACGCGCGCUCACCAACGAUUCCACCGACAACGAAAUAGUGAUUGCCCUGGGCAGCAACGUGGGAGACAGGGUCAGCACGUUCGACAGGGCGCUGCGGCUGAUGAGGAGCUCGGGCAUCAGGAUCACCAGGCACGCCUGCCUGUACGAGACCGCCCCAGCCUACGUGACCGACCAGCCGCGGUUCCUCAACUCCGCUGUCAGGGGCACCACUAAACUAGGGCCUCACGAUUUGCUCAGGAAGCUCAAGGAGAUCGAGAAGGAUAUAGGGCGCACCACCGGGGUAAGGUACGGUCCGAGGCCGAUCGAUCUGGACAUUCUUCUGUAUGGGGACUCCCGGAUCAAGACCAAGUCUCUGAUUGUGCCGCAUGAACGCAUCCAUGAGAGGCCAUUCGUCUUGGCGCCUCUUGUUGACCUCCUGGGUUCGUCGGCUGAGGAUAGCAUGGAGAAAAGAUGGCACUCUCUCUCGAAGUGCAGUGGCGGGUUCUUUGAUUUGUGGAGCAAGCUUGGUGGCGAAUCCAUAAUUGGAACAGAAGGCAUUAAAAGGGUCAUGUCUGUUGGAAAUACGCUGUUGGAUUGGCGUGAGAGGACCCUGGUUAUGGGGGUGCUUAACCUCACGCCAGACAGCUUCAGCGACGGAGGUAAGUUUCAAGAAGUGGAAGCUGCCAUUUCUCAGGCCAGGCUGCUAAUAUCAGAAGGCGCUGACAUAAUUGAUAUUGGUGCUCAGUCCACCAGGCCCUUUGCAAGAAGGCUAUCUGCAGAAGAAGAGCUUGAGAGGCUGGUCCCUGUUCUGGAUGCUAUCACGAAACUCCCUGAGAUGGAAGGGAAGUUGCUUUCGGUAGACACGUUCUACGCGCAAGUCGCUGCUGAAGCUGUGAAAAGAGGAGCCACCAUGAUCAAUGAUGUAUCUGGUGGGCAGCUUGACCCAGAUAUUCUUCAAGUUGUUGCUGAACUGGGAGUUCCGUAUGUUGCCAUGCACAUGAGAGGCGAUCCAUCAACUAUGCAGAAUGAACAGAAUCUACAGUAUGAUGAUGUCUGCAAAGAAGUUGCUUCUGAGUUAUACGCUCGGUUGAGAGCAGCAGAGUUGUCUGGAAUUCCUUUGUGGAGGAUUGUUCUUGAUCCUGGCAUUGGGUUUUCCAAGAAAUCCACACAGAAUAUUGAAGUAAUCACGGGCUUGGAAUCCAUUAGAGAAGAGAUGGGUAAAAUGAGUCUAGGUGCUUCGCAUGUGCCAAUAUUACUUGGACCUUCCAGGAAAAGUUUCCUAGGGCAAAUAUGCAAUCGCGCUGAUCCAGCCGAGAGAGAUGCCGCUACUGCUUCUGCUGUUACAGUUGCGAUCUUGAAUGGUGCUAAUAUAGUAAGGGUCCAUAAUGUUAGAUACAGUGUGGAUGCUGCAAAGGUCUCUGAUGCAUCACUCAAGUACACAAGAAAAUAAUAGAAAGUAUACAGCCCGGAUAGAAGCCAUACCAGUUGCCAGUUUUGUACAAGGGAAUGCUGAUAUGGAGCUCAAACCAUAUGGGGUGUAUCAUCACUUAAAGCAAUCAAAGCAUGUGUGAAUAACUAUUACACUGAACAAGAGAUAUACAGUUUUUUCGUUCGCCUCCUCCUUCGUAGAAUCUUCAAAGAAGCAAAGGUAACACAGACCUAGGCCUCUGGGGUUGGUAUAUGAUGUAACCAGUUUUGUGAGGGUUUAAUAAUUAUCUAAUAGCGAGACCUAAGAGUAAGACCUUUGUAAUAUGCUUUGCUUGGAAUUGUCUACUUGAGAGCAUCAUUUGGUGCUAAAGAGUUAAUUUCCAUCUCAGGCAGUUUUCUUAGGGUUAUAAAUUUUUAUCUGACUCCUUAUGUGUGUUCUGAACUUAUUGUCCCCGAUGAGGAAACUCAUGCAUUGCAAGUGCCGUAUGACAUUACUAGGCCUCAAGGCUUGGUCUAUGAUCUAACCAGUUUUCUGAGGGGUUUAUUGCCUAACUGCGAGUAGUUUUUUAUGCUGUCUACGUGGGAGCAUCAUUUCUUCUUGCUGAGUCAAGUUCCAGCUCUCUUGCAGUUUUUCGAGGUUUUCAUGAAACUUCUCCUCGUGACUCCUUAUUUGUGUUUUGAUCUUGCUGUACCCAAUGAGGAAACUCAUGCAUUGCAAGUGCCGUAUGACAUUACUAGGCCUCAAGGCUUGGUGUAUGAUCUAACCAGUUUUCUGAGGGUUUUAUUAUCAAAUUGUGAGACCUUUAUAAUGCACUUUGCUUCGAUCUCUCUACUUGAGAGAAUCAUUUGUUGCUGCAAAGUUAAUUUCCAUCUCUUGUGCAUAUUUAGAUUUUAAUUUUCAAUAACUUCUAGCGUGUUUUAAAAAGAACAUAGCAAAGGCAUCCGACAGAAGUUUGAAUUUGUUUGUAACCGAUGAGGAAACUCAUGCAUUGCAAGUGCCGCAUGACAUUACUAGGUCUCAAAGCUUGGUCUAUGAUCUAACCAGUUGUCUGAGGGUUUUAUUUUCUAAUUACGACCUUUGUAAUGUACUUUUUUAUGCUGUCUAUGUGGGAGCAUCAUUUUUUCUUGUGGAGUAAAUUUCCAGCUCUCAUGCAGUUUUUUGAGGUUUUUCAAUAAACUUCUCCUUGUGAGUCCUUAUUUGUGUUUUGAUCUUGCUGUACCCAAUGAAGAAACUCAUGCAUUGCAAGUGCCGUAUGACAUUGCUAGGCCUCAAGGCUUGGUCUAUGAUCUAACCAGUUUUCUGAGGGUUUUAUUAUCAAAUUGUGAGACCUUUGUAAUGUACUUUGCUUCGAAUGUCUACUUGAGAGAAUCAUUUGUUGCUGCAGAGUUAAUUUCCACCUCUUGUGCAUAUUUCGAUUUUAAUUUUCAUUUAACUUCUAGUGUGUGUUUUAAAAGGAAUAUAGCAAAGGCAUCCAACAGAAGUUCGGAUUGGUUUGUGACCCAAUGAGGAAACUCAUGCAUUGCAAGUGCCGUAUGACAUUACUAGGCGCCAAGGCUUGGUUUAUGAUCUAAACAGAAUUCUGAGGGUUUGUAUUGUCUAGAUGCAAGACCUUUUUACUGCACACUGCAUGUAAUUUUCUACUUGUGAGCUUAAUUUAUUCUUACACAAGAUUUGAGUUACUGUUUUUUUGGUUCGUUUUAAACUUUAACUUUGGUUUAUUUUUCCGCAUCAUGAGCAUGUGCUCUUUGGAGCCAAAUUGCAUCCCCGUGGCUUCUUGUGCAUUUAUAUCCCUCCUUUGUUCACUGAUGAGACCUUAAGAACUGCAGGUGCUGGAUGAUUAUGCUUUCAUCAAGAAUGGCCAUGUCAAUGAUAUCACCACAGGUUUGUUGUGGUGUUAUCUGUUUUUUAUACUGUUGAACAUUUGUUUGCAUUUUUACAUGUUUAUUUGUAUAAUUUGAAGCUAUUUUAGCUUGCUUUUGACCUUGUUCUACCCAAUGAUGAAAUUCAUGCAUUGCAAGUGCCGUAUGACAUGCUUGGCCUCAAGGCUUAGUCUUUUAUUCAACCAGAUUUUUGAGGGUAUUAUAUUGUCUAAAUGCAUGACCUUUAUAAUUUGCUCUUUAUUUGAAUUGUCUACUUAAAAUCAUCAUUUGUUCCUACAUUAUUUGUUUCUGCAUUUCAUACAGAUUUGGAUUUUAAAUCUGAGCUGCUUUGGCCAUUUUAACAAAUAUCCAUAGGUUCCUUUUGCAUUUUUCCUGCUAUGUUGACUGAUGAAAUCUUAAGAAUUGCAAGUGCCUGGUGAUUACAGUGUUCAUGGCAAUGAUGUUAACGCAGGAUUCUGUGGUCUUGUCUUGUUUAUACUAUUCAAAAUUUAUGUUGUAUGAAGUGAAGCUAUUCUGGCUCGCCUUUGAUCAGUCUUCUCCUUAUAACUCCUUAAUUUUCUUGAUGAUGUUCUACCCAAUGAGGGUCUUCUCCUUAUAACUCCUUAAUUUUCUUGAUGAUGUUCUACCCAAUGAGGAAACCCAUAUGAGCGAGGCCUCAACUCCUCAACCCUCAGUAUUUGAUUUAACCAGGUUUCCUACGGUUUAUAUUGUCUAAACGCAGAACAUUUUUGAUGUGCCCUCAUCCGGAUACUCUAUAGAUUGCCAUUUGUUCCUGCAGAUUUGCUGUCUACCUCAUAAUACAUAUUUGAAUUUUAAAUCUGACCCGUUUUGUACUGCCUUCACUCCUGAAACCUUUUAAUAACUGCAAGUGUGAGAUGAUUACGCAUUGGCUCACUUGUUGUUGCCACCCUGUUCUUGCACCUGGAAACCCGAAGGUUUUGUUUUCCUUCCCUGAAGUGCAGUAAUGCCCGUCAUCAAGAAAGCCAAACAUGAAAAGUCUGAAUGGAAUUUGAAGACCAGCAUGCAGGGUUCUCAUGAUACCAGUGGUAACUUUCUUCCCUUUCUCUAUUGUCCUAUCGUAUUAUUUAUGCUGUUGUUUUUGUUCUUUUUAAUAUUUCUUGAAUCCUUUGUUCUGCAGAGUAUCAACAAAAUUAGCCAAGUAAUAUCAAACGAGCUACUUUUUUUGUUCUUGGGCACUCAUGUACUAAGGUCUCACUCAAGUUUGCUUCUCGGGAAAAUGUACAAGAGUGCAUCAGGCUAACGGGAGAAUUUACUCUGUUUCCAAAAGGGACAAGCUAGAGGUCUAUCGAUCAGUUUAUCCAUACUCUCAUGUUGUAUGCAUAAUUUAUCUGUUUGUUCAUUGCUAAUCCUUAUCUUCAUAUCUCUAUAACUGUUCCAUGCUCUCUUUGCUGCACUCUUUUCUAAUUCUAAAAUUCCGAGUCAAUUUGUAAACAUGAAUUGGGAGAUUAAAAAGAUAGUUUCAUGCAAUUAAUAUUGUAGCCUCUGUGUGCACUAUUCAGCAAUUUCUUUAUUGAAUCUUGAAAUUAGUGUUGCCUUAGUUAUUUAUUUGCAUUCUUUCCGAUUCUAAGUAAAGUUUACUUUAUUUUAGUUAAUGGAUUAUCUCUGUCCUACUAUAUUUCCUUUCCAUGUUUCAAGUUAGCAGAUUGCAGUCUUGAUUAAUACUCCCUCCGUUCCUUUCUAUAAUGCCUAUAGAUUUUUGGCAUUUGUUUCAGAAUAUAAGGUUGUAGCUUGACUCUUUUUCAAUUACCCCCUCUACCGGUCAGCUCCCACACUGACAUGCGUGAAAAAAAUCAUACAAAAAAGGAAACAAUUAAUUGAGAUUCCUAAUGCAUGACCCCAGCGAUUCCUUAGAUUUAGGAAGCAAUAUUUUUAUUUCCUUAAUAUAACCUGGCUGCACAUAUAUGGAGAGCCAACCAGAGAGAUUUGUGGGAUUUGUUAUGUUGAUUUAGGAAGUUACCGAUUUCCCUUAUUUUAUUCUGAUCUCAAAUCAUUAAUCUAGGGGGUCUUGUAUAAAAAACACUCUUGUGCUAAUUUCCGUGCCAAAAAACUAUAGGCACUAUAGAAUGGAAUGGAGGGAGUACAUUUUACUGCUUCGAGUUUGCUUGGAUUAAGUGAUGCUGAGUGUCGUGCGGCAAAAAACUCCAAAUCGAAAUGAGAUCUUUUAUGCAUUAUUUUCAGAUAUUGUCUGGAUAAAAUGAGCUUCAGCACCUGUUUUUGUGAACCACAUACAGUAUCUAUCAGUGAUGUUCUCGAAACAUUCUGAAAUGAACUUGAUCUAUCAACAGCUGAGAGGGUUUUGGUAUUGGACUUUUCCUGUCAGAUUUUAGGAAUAUAUAGGAUUGAAUCUGAAAGGCAAGUGUUUUUUAGAACAAAAUUUGUUGAUGAUUAGUUAUAGGUGCUUAGUCGCACCACCCAUUAUUUGUUUUGCAGGCCAAAGAUUUUCAAUUGCUCAAAUCAAGGAACUGCGUUGAAAUUCUUCAAUCUAUGUCAAAAGACCAGAUUCAUGAUAUUGUUGUGUUUUCUUCAUUGUACAGACUGAUGGCCUUUCAAACCAUAUAGAAUUUUUUACUAACAUUAUCUCCUAUGCAAAGUGAAAUACAUGUCAUUCCAUGUCCC